This is a messenger RNA of Passer montanus (Eurasian tree sparrow), 819 nucleotides long. It is a transcript of the gene ZFPL1, whose product is annotated as zinc finger protein like 1. The record is from RefSeq and is a predicted model, not a curated record. The annotation marks the transcript as partial. The transcript is spliced from 4 exons. Gene Ontology annotation, cellular component: Golgi apparatus. Lineage: Eukaryota; Metazoa; Chordata; Aves; Passeriformes; Passeridae.
CCAGACGUGUUCCACUGGCCGUGCCUGGCGCGCUGGGCGCGGGCGCUGUCCCUGGGUGGGUUUUUGGGGUGUUUUUGGGGUUCCCUGACCCCCCUGUCCCCCCCAGACGUGUUCCACUGGCCGUGCCUGGCGCGCUGGGCGCGGGCGCUGUCCCUGUGGGUGUUUUUGGGGUUCCCUGACCCCCCUUUCCCCCCAGACGUGUUCCACUGGCCGUGCCUGGCGCGCUGGGCGCGGGCGCUGUCCCCCCGCACGGCGCCCGCCGGGCACCGCUGUCCCCAGUGCGGGGGGCCGCUCUUCCCGCCCCCCAACCUGCAGGGCCCCGUGGCCGAGGCGCUGCGGGCGCGGCUGCGCUCGGCGCCCUGGGCCCGCCCGGGGCUGGGGCUGCCGCUGCCCCCCCCGAGCCCGCCCGCCCCCCACGCCGUGGGCCACAUGGGGGGCGGGGAGACCCCGACGCUGCACGCCGGCUCCGCCCCCCGCAAGCCCCUGGGGGGUCGCGAGGUGUGGAGCCCCCCGGCCCGUGACAGAGGGGACAGAGGGGACACGGAGGACAAAUACCGGCGGCGGCCGCUGGCAUGGCUGCCCCCCCGGCUCAGGUGCCGCGUGCGCGGGGUCCCGCGGCGCCCCCUGCUGGCGCUGUGCCUGGGCGGGGCCGCGGCCUUCGCGCUGCUCCUGCUGCUAUUGGCCAGCCUGGCCAGGGGCGUGGCCGACGCCGACCCCGCCCUCGAGCCGCUCAACAACCCCCACGUGCGGGUGGGGAACUGACCACGCCCCCCCGGGGGCGGGGCCACGGGGGGCGGGGCUAAUAAAGGGCGCCCCCUU